AUGCGGUUCGGAACCACCCUCCGCAAGAACAUCUACCCGCCUUGGAGGGAACACUAUGUCGACUACGAUAGGCUUAAGAGGUUGCUGAAGGAGAGCGAUACUGGCUCAAUCGACUCCGAGUCCGAGACCUGGACCGCCGACGAUGAGAGCGCAUUUGUUGACGAGCUUAUGAACACCCAAUUGCACAAGGUGCACAAGUUCCAGACAGACAUGUCGCAACAGCUGCGCGAUCGGACUUCAGCAUGCGAAAAGAAGCUCGAGCCAUUGGCCUUGGGGCCAAAGGAAAAGGAGAUAGAGACUGAAGGAGAGGAUGCAGGCGCAAAAGGCAAAGAAAGGGAAGGAGUCAGUCCGGAGGAGAGGGAGAAGAUUCUGAAGGAGACGCUCGAGGAGCUCGACAACAUCACAAAGGAGGUCAAGGAGCUGGAGAAGUUUAGUAGGCUCAACUACACUGCCUUCUUCAAGGCGACCAAGAAGCACGAUCGGAAACGCGGGCAGGCGUAUCGUUUGCGACCAUUUCUCGAGACCAGACUUGCGGCGCAUCCAAUCAACUCGGAGGACUACUCCCCGUUGGUCAUCAGAUUAUCGGCUAUGUACUCUUUCGUCCGGCAGAGCUUGGAGGGAAAGCCCAAGGAAGCCCUCUCUUUUGCUGAGAGCACCUCAGGCGGGGAAGGCUUCACGUCGCACAAAUUCUGGGUACAUCCUGACAACAUCCUCGAAGUCAAAACAGUCAUCCUCCGUCGCCUACCCGUUCUCGUCUACAACCCGCAAUCCUCCAAGAUUGCCGACGGCGCUCAACGCGACCCGACCAUUACAUCCAUAUACUUUGACAAUCCUAAUUUCUCCCUUUAUACCGCCAAGGUCAACAACACGCCGAAGGCAGGAUCGCUUCGCCUACGCUGGUACGGCCAGCUUGCGGAGAAGCCAGAGAUCUUUUUUGAGAAGAAAGUGAUGAAGGAAGGAGACACGAGCGAGGAGCAGCGCUUCCCGAUCAAGGACAAAUACAUUGAACCCUUCAUCCAAGGAGAAUACAAAAUGGAGAAGAGCAUAGCGAAGAUGGAAAGACAGGAGAAGAGCGAGCAGGAAGUUGACCAACUGCGGAAGGCAGCAGGUGACAUUCAGACGUUCAUCAAGGAGAACGAUCUGCAACCUGUACUACGUGCCAACUACACACGCACGGCAUUCCAGAUCCCAGGCGACGACCGCGUCCGCAUAUCACUAGACACGAACCUAGCCUUUAUUCGCGAAGACGCUCUCGAUCAUGAUAGGCCAUGCCGAGAUCCGGAGGACUGGCAUAGACGGGACAUUGACCGCGCGCAGAUGGAGUACCCCUUCAACGCCAUCCGCAAAGGCGAAAUCAACCGCUUCCCCUUCGCCGUCCUCGAAAUCAAGACCAAGGGCAUGAAGAGAUACGAAUGGGUCGACGACCUCAUGAACUCGCACCUCGUCAAAGAGACGCGCCGCUUCUCCAAGUUCGUCCACGGCGUCGCCAUGCUCUUUGAAGACUACGUCAACACCUUCCCCUUCUGGCUCGGCGACGUCGACACGGACAUCCGUCGCGAGCCCCAGCAAGCCUUUGAAGAAGAGCAGGAACGCAAGAAGCGCGAAGCCGAAACCGAGUUCGCCGUAGGAAGCCUCUUCGGCGCCCGUGCCAGCCCCAGCUACCAGCCCAAAGCGCAGUCCCCCGUCGGCUCACCCGAAGCCACGUACGGGAAAUCUUUCCCCAAGACCCUCACUCCGGCUCGUCCCUCCCCGCUCAACCGGGAAUCUAACGACAGCGCCCAAGGCGGCGCCGGCGGUGAAGCGAUCGACUCGGACGAAGAAGGCGUGCACGGCACCCGCAUCGAAGAAGCGAGCGGCGGACCCUCCAUCUUCUCCCGCACCGGACCCGCAGCACUCGCCUCCCUCUUCCCGUCCUUCGCCUCCUCCAACUCCCGAUAUGCGCGCAAGCAGAAGCAAAAAGCGAAGGACGCAGGUCGAAGAGACAGCACAUUACCUCCCGGCAUCCGGCCGCCCGGGACCUGGAUCAAGGACCAAGGCCCCGUGCGCGUCGAAGCCAAAGUCUGGCUCGCCAACCAGCGCACCUUCAUAAAAUGGCAGCACGUCUCGGUGCUCCUCGCCUCGCUGUCCCUGGGCUUGUACAACGCAGCGGGCGAGCAUAACGAUGUCGCGCGCGCUCUGGCGGUGGUGUAUACGUGCUUCGCGCUGUUUGCGCUGUGCUGGGGCUAUUGGCUGUAUAUGUGGAGGAAUGAGCUCAUUAGGAAGAGGUCCGGGAAGGACUUUGAUCGCGUGGCGGGGCCGUUGGUCGUGUGUGGGGGGUUGGUGGUGGCGCUGUGUUUGAAUUUCGGGUUCAAGGUAUGUGCGGAUUUCUUUUUCUUUCUCUCUUUCUCCUGA
Messenger RNA from Westerdykella ornata, 2391 nucleotides. RefSeq names its product SPX-domain-containing protein. The record is from RefSeq and is a predicted model, not a curated record. The transcript has 2 exons. The coding region runs from base 1 to 2391 and encodes 796 amino acids. Gene Ontology annotation, cellular component: vacuolar transporter chaperone complex; fungal-type vacuole membrane. Lineage: Eukaryota; Fungi; Ascomycota; Dothideomycetes; Pleosporales; Sporormiaceae.